Molecule: messenger RNA, 852 nt
Organism: Prorocentrum cordatum
Lineage: Eukaryota; Dinophyceae; Prorocentrales; Prorocentraceae
Source: the annotation of a GenBank genome assembly
UUGUUUCUCCUUCCUCCUCUCGCGCGCGGGUGUACACUGCUCGAAAGGCUGGCGCGAGGGCCGGCGCCGCGGCGCGCUCCUGGCGGGCGGGGCUGGCGCGAUGAAGCGCACCGCGGCCCCCCCCGCGCCGGCGGCGGCGCGCGGGCGAAACGGCGUCGGCGACGGCCGGGGCCACCCGCAGCGGAGGCCGGGGGGGGGGAGAGGAGGAGGAGGGAGGAGGAGAAGAACUGGGACCAGGCCCCGGCCGACGCUGACAGACAAGAAACAUGUCGGCGAGGCCGGGCAGGGCGCGGCGCGUGGCUUGCCCGACGCGCGCAGCCCGGCCCGGCGACGCCCCCGAACCCCCGAGAGCGCGGCGGCGCGAGGAUCACGGGCGCCCUGCCGCUUCGGCCGCGCGCGCCCCCAGCCCUCCCCAGACAUGAUCGCGUCGUAAAAAAUUCAGGAUGACGGUUUCUCGCCGUUUUCGGCCUCUCGAGGGCCCCGCUGGGCCCCAGGGCCGCCAAGAAACGGCUCGGGAUGAGAAACCGAGCCCCGGGGAGAGGGUCGGGACUUCUGGGGACGCCGUCCCGAAAAAAUCAGGGCGUCGCAUGUCUGGGUCGGACACGCGAGGUCGGCGGCCUACUCCCCCUCCUCCUCCUCCUCCUCCUCCCGGCGGCUCGAAGGCGAGGCCCCGGAGGGGGAGGCUCUCCCCCAGGACGGCGGGGCCCUGGCCAGCCCCUGGGCCUAUCACCCCCAGCGCUGCCCCCUAUCAGCGCUUUCAAAUCGAAACUCGGCUCUGUGGUGGCGGCCUGUCGGGACGGUGCGGGCACCCCCGGAAGCCUCCCGACGAGGCGCAGCUGAUGGAACCCUCCC